Thalassophryne amazonica is the source of this 2630-nucleotide messenger RNA. RefSeq names its product NTPase, KAP family P-loop domain containing 1 (gene nkpd1). The transcript is spliced from 5 exons. The record is from RefSeq and is a predicted model, not a curated record. NCBI's taxonomy places the organism in Eukaryota, Metazoa, Chordata, Actinopteri, Batrachoidiformes, Batrachoididae. The coding region runs from base 118 to 2310 and encodes 730 amino acids.
CUGCAACAUACAGGAAGUUCUCUUGAGGACAUUCGCCAUUGGUUGAGGACAAGUCUGUGCUGUUUCCUUACAGGUCAAAGGGGAUUUCUUUUUCUUGGAAGUCUGUCGUGAAGAGUCAUGCAUACAAAAGAUGAUAUUUACGCUUACGCUUUGUCCAAGUCCCUUACAAAGGUUUCAUCACCUGCCACCGUAGGACUGUACUCUUCCUGUCAUGACCGAAUUAACAUGAUCCUGAGACAAAUAGAGGUGUACAUGAAUCGGGAGGCUGUCAAAAUCGAACAGCACCACAGUGGACCAUCCAAGCCUCGCUUGGUUAAGCCUUCUCUUGCUGGCUUUCUAUCGCUUGUUGGCCGACUGCUUUUCUACAAGCCCAUUUGGACUGAGGAGAACCAACAGCACCAAAACAUCAGAUUCAUCUUUGUGCAUUUCAGCGCCUGGCACUUUGCAGGCAGUGACCUGCUCUGGGCCGGGCUGGUCAUACGCCUUUGUGAGGUCCUGCAGGUGAACUUUGGGAAAUUACAGCUGGUGCUUUACCGUUUGACUCAGCACAAUGAGGAAGAGGAAAUCAAAAAGAAGGUCAUUGAGGAUGGUCCAAAUCAGUGGAAGUCCAAGAAGGUUUGCUGCUGCCCUCUGUGGAUGCUCCCCCUGUUCUUUCUUGCAGCACUGGUAGCCAUUGUGAUGUUCAUGUUAAUAUCUGACGUUAACAAGCCUGAAGUUAAAACAAGCAUGGGAAUAAAUGGAACAACUGCCCGGGUGGGUGUAGCGGGGGGCUUAGCCAUUGCUGCUUUAGGAGUGCCAGCGAUGACCAUGGCUCGGUUUGCUUUUUUGUUGAGUAAGCACCUCAUCUUCAGCCAAGAUCGGAACAUCAAGAAGGGGAUGGACGAUGACCGGGUCAGUGGCCAACUUGGUUUCAUGAAUGCAGUGAGAAAAGAAAUGUGGCUUCUGUCUCGCUUCAUCCAAUUUAUGGAAGUCUUUGAGGGGAGACGAAUUCGAGUCAUAAUGAAAGUCACCAAUCUGGACCGCUGCUCACCCAAGAAGAUUGUUGCAGUUCUAGAUGCAAUGAACAUUCUGCUUUCAGAUGAUGAAAGUCCAUUCAUUUCCAUUCUAGCAGUCAACCCCGACAUCCUUGUGGAGAAAGUGAACUUUGCUGAUGGCUGCUUCUGCAAAGAGGACAGAGGUUACGCCUUGUUGAAUCGUAUCGUAACUCUUGCCUUCACAAUCCCAGCACUCUGCAGUGAAUCGAAGUGUAAUUUGUUUAACAGCCUCACCUACAGUUCCAAAUUCAAAGAGGACACAGUCGUAAGAUGUAAACGGAGACCUGGGAGAAGCAAAAACACCUCACCUUCCUUUGACGAAUCUUCAAUGGAGAACGCAUGUAUGAGAGAUACUCCACUGAUAGAAAAAACGACACAACUGAAAGAGGAAGAACUAGAGAAUUUAGUCAAGAGCGUCCUGACUGCCCCUGGAGGGAAGCAAAAUGACUACCUCUUAGAUGAUGCUAUGUCCAUGAGAAGAGUGAUCAACUCCAUUCGAGUGACUGUGAUAAUCAUGAAGGCCUUGAAGAAGGAGCUACCACUUACGGACCGCAUCGCAGCCUGGGUGGUUUUGGCCAAUCGUUGGCCGUGCCGCCUCAGUUGGAUCAUCCAGUGUGCAGAGGAUGAAGAACAGAGAGAAGAAAUUGACGGCAUGCAGGCAAGCACAGAUGACAAUUCAAAGACCUUAUGGGAAAUCUUCAGCAUGUCUAGAGCAGAGCUUUACGUGAUGAGCUCACAGAUUGAGGACCUUCUUGAGCAGGAUGGAGACCCAGAGAUGUUUGAAAAAUUCCUAAAAGUUGACUUUUCGUUCACUGUGAAGGACAUGAAAGUAUUUAAAGAAGCAACAGUUAACCUGGACCAUUCGAUAAGGAAGGAGUUGGCUCAGAUCAGAGGGACAUCCAGACUGAGAGAUUUUGGUUGGAUGAGGAACUUGGCUCCUCUGCCGAUGAGCACCAUCAUCAAUAUGACUGCAGAGGAUGUGUGUGAAGAGUUGGCGAGGAUGAACUAUCCUGGCAAGUAUGGUGAAAUCGUGAGAAACAAUGACCUCAGUGGCUUGGCGCUGGUGUUUGGUGAUGUGAAUGACCUCAAAUCUCUGCUUCAAAUGACGUUUGGGGAGUGGACAACUUUCAGACUGCACUUCCUGGGUUUAUCUCCACAUCUUCGGACUCAAAACAAGACGGUGCAGCUGAUGCCUUAUCAUCUUCACAACCAGCAGUCCAGAUUCCCUCAUCAUGCUCCCUAUCAUCACUCAUCUAGCGGCACUCAUAUUAGCUGAUGUGUCAGAAUCAGGAAUAAGAUAUGAAGGGCGAACCUCUGCCAAGGCUCAAAACUGCCCAUCUUACAAUGAUGGGAAAAAAAAAAAGUCUUGUUACAUCACUUAGACUCUUCUGAGAUCCUUCAGGUGGGUUCAAAUAGAAGUUUAAAAAAAAUGUGACUGAUAGGUGGUGCAUGGCAACAACCACAACAAUUCCUGGCACCUCAUUCACGUGUUGGCUGUAUACUAGCACUGGUACCACAGUCUCUUAUACAAAGAGACUGGUAGCGUGUUUUUGAAAACAUGGCUGUGAUUCGUCCAUCUGAUACGUCGGUCACUAU